Messenger RNA from Carlito syrichta (Philippine tarsier), 3486 nucleotides. It is a transcript of the gene PABIR2, whose product is annotated as family with sequence similarity 122B. NCBI's taxonomy places the organism in Eukaryota, Metazoa, Chordata, Mammalia, Primates, Tarsiidae. The transcript has 9 exons. The record is from RefSeq and is a predicted model, not a curated record. Gene Ontology annotation, molecular function: protein serine/threonine phosphatase inhibitor activity. Bases 204 to 944 code for a protein of 246 amino acids.
CUUCCUCAUCAGCAUCCUCCUUCCCUCCUCCUCUUCUCCUACUUUUCUCCGCCCCUAGCCCCCGCCCCCAAGCCUCCGCCCCUUAGCCCCCGCCCCCAGCUGCCAGUCCCCAGCAGCUCAGUCCUGCAGUGAGAGUCUUGGGAGUCCAUAGCUAAGCACCAGGAGCUGAGCACUGCCCGCUGUGCCUGCCUGAAAGUCUCAACAUGGCUCAGGAGAAAAUGGAGUUGGACUUUGCGCCUGACACAUCCGAUGGGAGAACCCUGAGGAGAUCCAGCAGCGCUCCCCUGAUCCGUGGGCUCAGUGACCUUUCACCGGAUUUUCAACCUUACACUUCUAAAACUCGGAGGAAUAGUGCAACGAUUAUGACCCAUCACAGCUUGGAAGGAGGCCUGGAUAUGAUUAGCCGAGAAACUGCACAUGAAAGGGAAGUGCAAAUGGCAAUGCAGAUAAGCCAAUCAUGGGAUGAGAGCUUGAGCCUGAGUGAUAGUGAUUUUGACAAGCCGGAGAAAUUAUAUUCUCCUAAGAGAAUUGAUUUUACUCCAGUUUCUCCAGCACCUUCACCGACCAGAGGAUUUGGAAAGAUGUUUGUGAGCAGCAGCGGGUUGCCAUCAAGUCCAGCUCCUAGUCCAAGACGAUUUUCAAGCAGGAGGAGUCAGAGUCCAGUCAAGUGCAUUAGGCCCAGUGCUCUUGGUCCUGUUAAAAGAAAAGGUGAAAUGGAGACAGAAAGCCAGCCUAAGAGACUCUUCCAGGGCACUACCAAUAUGCUAUCUCCGGAUACUGCACAGUUGCCUGAUCUCAAUUCAUGUUCAUAUAUUUUGGAUGGCAGUAGUAACAGUGGCUUAUCCUCAGACUCACUGGCUAAAGGCAGCACUACCGCAGUCUCCAGUAGCAUGCUCAAUUCAUGCUCUCCGUUCAUCUUGAUGGAUGAUCUCUCACCCAAGUGACUUAAACAUUUCUGAUUCAGCAUUUUAACUGCUGUUUCCUACAUAAAACAUUUAAUGAAGAACACAGAGAACUUUGAUCCAUAAUGAGGAUUAAAGUUGUACAGAUUUCAGCCAUUCUGAUGCUAUUAUAUUUUUGGCAUCUCUUUCUCUAACAUGCAAUUUCACGAGUGUAGUGACCUUACUAACGUCUGUUUUUGCAGAUUUUAUUUUGGAUUUAGUGACUAAAUCUCAAAUACUCAUUUUUGAUUGAUUUAGAGGAUUUUUUUUUUCUUAGCACCUCAAAGAGCACUAUUUUCGAGUCUAUACAUUUUAGGAAGGCACUGAUGUGUAUUUUCUAUAUUGUUUUUUUUCCUCCAGCAGUGAUAUGACAGAGUUGAUCAGAAAUACUCUUGCUUGAGAGAUUUUUUUUUGUUCUCUGCUAACUACCUAGUUUCAAGUCUCUUUAUUUCAUAAUAACAUACAAUUUGCUUUUGAUUAUGUUAAAUUUUUAUUUUUCUGCCACAGCUUGAAAUACAUUAUUUUGUUUGCCUUUCCUGUUUGAGCUGCUUACGCCAUUUCUCACAGAGGGGAAGAAACAUGUAGUUGCUUUCAUUACUACCCCUAUUGCUUCUUUGCUGUUGGAGUGUGUGAAGUGAGGAUUGAUUUUAGUGCUGAUAAUGUAAAUGGACUUACGGGAUGCCUGGAUUAGUCACUACAGGUUCUUAUGACUUUGCUACCACAAUUGAUAUUAUUCUCCCCAAACCUGUUACCCUAAGGAAUAUAUAAACUAUUGUUGAUAUUCCUAGGUGGUGUUUUCAAGGAGAAGAAAUUCCUGCCUUGACCAGAUGUGUGGAACAUCUUCAAAUGAAUGAAUAAUGCUAUUUACACGCAAACCACUGUGCACAAAAGCAUCCAUGGAGCUGUCAGUGUCUCGGGUGGUAUUAUGAGGCCUUAGGUGCCUUGGGGUACAUUGUCUGCUGUAAGGGAUGUAUAUCAUAAGGUGGGGUCGAAGAGGGGCCUUUAUGUGUGUGAUUGUCACAUACUGUUUCGGUUGCUGCUUUUUUUCUGGUUCCUUUUUGUCAUUGAAUUUGUUUUGUCGUGUGGUGAUUGGUGUUUUGGUUAUUGUGUUGCCACCAGAAUCGGAAUCCAGUUCUUGUUCAUAUAGCCUUAUAGUAAAGGCAGUUUAAUAUCUAUGAGAAAGCUUUUAGGAGCUGAAAAAGUCACUGUUAUUGUGCAUUCUGCUUUUAAGAAGCUGUUUGAGCUAUGAACAGUGUACGUGCUGUAAGUGUGAGGUGCCAUAAGUUAUUUAAUUUUUAAAAGAGGAAACUCUUGAGUGAGCUAUUUAAGAAAUUUAAGUGUAAUUUAUUCUUAUGUUAUUUAUUAUUUAUAACUAUGUAAAAUGUCGUGAUAGAUUUCUUUUAUCGUUUAGACAUUGUGGUUGGAUUGUCUAUAUUUAAUAUGCAGAUUUGCCUGCUAGGAUGAUGAUAUUCCAUUUUUAAACGAAUGUAAGAAAUGAAAACAACUGCAUUUGUGUCUUUUGAAGGCAAAGAUCCUUGGAUUUUAAAGGAAGAUGAUGUGCUUUGAAGGCACUCACAGGCUAGUAAUAGCAUAUGGCUUGGAGGGAAACCCAUUCUCUUUCAAUUACAAGAGAGCAUCACUUAGCUUGCAGUAGUUGUGUUACAGCAUCAGUUGUGUCCUUUAUUUUACAUUGUAAUCAUGACAGCCAUUUAUGGCUUUAUUUCUGGUAUUGCUCUCACCUGUGCAAAGCCCAUAAUCCUUCAAACUUAACAUAAAUUUAUCUAUUAUGAAGCUUGUCCCCUACUAUGCCAUUAUAAAGAAAAAAAUUUUUGAUGGUAUUCAGCAUAUCUAUUCUGUUUGUAAAAGAUCCAUGUGAAAAUAGUUCUGCCUCUAUAAUGAUAAUAGAUGGUUUUAUAUUUAUCCAUCUUCACUCUUCUGUCUUCUUUGCCUUAAGGGGACACUUUUGUCCAUCAUCUUUGGGCUCUGGUUUAGGAUUGUUAAGAAAUAACUUUGAAAUGUGAUGUUGACGUUUAAAUUUAUUUUUGAAAUUCAGUGGUGGGGGUAGAACUGGGUCUGAAAAUUGAAAUUAUUCUGAUGGUGUGAGAACUAGGAGGCAAGAUGAUUCACUUUAUUAUUUAAACUAAGGUUCAUUUUUAGUUUUUGUUGUUUAAAUGGACUAGAAAGUUAAGUUUGUGCAGGGAUUGUUUUGAAAUAAAUAAAAGAGAUAUGCUAACCCACAGAUGAGCUUUGUUGACAGUACCCCCUUUAUUUUUAUAUAAAGUCUAAUAUUUGAAAAGUGAUCAUUGUUAUAAAGUAAGAUUCUCUCUUCCUAUUCUAAUAUUAUAUAUUUCAGGCUUCUAUUUGAAAUCAAGAAUAAGAGUUGCUAUGAUAAAAUCCUAGAUGCUGUUUUUGCUUGAUUGACUUAUAUAAUCACUGUGUUUCAUGAUAACUGCUUUUGGAAUAAUAGGAAGUUUUGUGAAAUGCUGGCCUUGUGUAUAUCUUAGAAUACAAAUUUAAUAAAGUGUGCAUACAUGCAUAAAACUUA